AUGCGGGAUGCCUCGGUGCAUCACAUGCUUAAUGAGUUGGUCGACCUUAGCCACAGCAUUGCCGCUCUACUGGAUGAGGGACAGAUUUCUUCGCACCCCGACGUUCCAAGUGCAGGGGACCGACAGCAGGAGGCCAGUCUCAAGACACUGGAAAUCGAGCGCAUUGUGCGCAGGGUGGAGGCGCACUUUAUCGAUCGCAUUCAGUUGCUGGAGACGGUGAACGCCUCUUUGACGAAAGAAGUCCAGGAGCUGCGCGAGGUUCUUGCAACCCAGCGCACCAAUGAUACUGCCGGUCAGGCGAGCGUCCUGCGCGACGUAUGCGGUAGACUGCGGGAAGAGUCGCAGACGUUGGAUCUCUUGGACAAGGUUUCGUCAGACGAGACCGGCAACGGUACUGCCGUCAGCGAAGCCGAGCACCUGCGGCGCGUACUUGUGGCGGAAAAGCGUCAGCGGUUGCGCGUUGAGGAGCAGACUCAGUCGCUGGCGGAGCAGCAUGCGAGGGUGGUGGGGACGCUGGAGCGGCGCCUCAAAAGGCAGGAGGAGCAGCUCUACGAUCUUAUCGCGGCCAUCGAGCGGAGCUACGGCGGAGGGUCAUCCGUGACAGCUGCGCCUCUAACAGGCAGCUCCGAGCGCGGCUCCUCUCAUCGAUUUGCCACACCACGCCGCCUCCUCCGCCAGCAGCUUGCGCAACACCAGCAGACGCAGCGGGCACUGCAACAGUACAAGGAGAGCCUCUGUUUUGAGCUGCCGUCUCUCGUUGAGAGCGGUGAGGCGGCGGCAACCAUGAAGGAGCUUGGGCUGGAUGACGUGCAGCACACUCUAGAGUCGAUUCGGUUAAGCAAACCCCUCGCCGCGCAGAAACACAAUCAUGAUCAGGAGGCAGCUCAGGAGACUCUGGUUGCUCGUCCACCUCUACGAGCUGUCCGUGAGCAGCAGGCCGUGGCGCGCUCGCCUGUGGAUGGGCUACAGGCGAGCGCGCCACCCGCUGUUGCUCAACGAGCCGUUCUCACUUCUGCCAGCGAUGUGGACGAAAUAACGACGUUUCUGGAGAACAUUACGAAGGAGUUGGAGAGCCUCGACGCUCAGUAG
Leishmania braziliensis MHOM/BR/75/M2904 is the source of this 1089-nucleotide messenger RNA. RefSeq lists its product as hypothetical. The record is from RefSeq and is a predicted model, not a curated record. NCBI's taxonomy places the organism in Eukaryota, Euglenozoa, Kinetoplastea, Trypanosomatida, Trypanosomatidae. The transcript has a single exon. Bases 1 to 1089 code for a protein of 362 amino acids.